Messenger RNA from Acipenser ruthenus (sterlet), 2327 nucleotides. Its product is annotated as transmembrane 4 L6 family member 5-like. The transcript has 6 exons. Bases 232 to 855 code for a protein of 207 amino acids. Gene Ontology annotation, cellular component: membrane. The record is from RefSeq and is a predicted model, not a curated record. NCBI's taxonomy places the organism in Eukaryota, Metazoa, Chordata, Actinopteri, Acipenseriformes, Acipenseridae.
GAACCUGCAGAAGUAAGGAACUGCAGACUGCUUACUAAACCAACACGGUAUUUCCUCAGGUUUCUUUAGUUUGGACGUACUGUGGGCACCUGUUUGUGAAGCAGUUAUUUUGUAUAUUGUCUUACACUUUUUCUAAGCAGGGUUUAAUGGAAACACAGUAUAAUGUGACAUUUUGAUACUGAUUUAUUUUCUUAAACCAGGUGUGGAGUCCCCUGACCCUCACCUCUCACCAUGUGUACGGGAAGGUGUGCUCACUGCCUCGGGAUCUCUCUCCUCCCUUUGGCUUUGGCCUGCACCCUAGCCAACGCUUUCCUUCUCUUCCCAAACUUCGAGUACCGCUACCUCAUAGAGGGGAACGUCAGCAGGCAUGCAUGGGUUAUGAGUGGACUAUGGGGUGGGGGAUUCAUGGUUUUUAUUGCUGCCAAAUCGUUUAUGUCCGCCAGUUCCAAAACAGGAUGCUGUGAAUUCAGGACUAAAAUGCUGUGCUCAACCCUGUAUUCCGCUGUGGCACUGACUGGCUCCACCCUGUGCUUCAUGAUCUGCUGCACCGGGCUGGUAAAGGGGCCUCUCUGUGCGUACAAAGUGACCUUCAGCAACAGAAGCCAAGGACUGGAGUGGGGCUACCCUCUCGAGCAGUUCAGCACAAGGGAGGUGAACUAUCUCUACAAUCGCACCUCGUGGUUCACUGUCUGCGUGGAGCCUCACAACGUGGUGCUCUGGAAUGUGGUUCUCUUCUGCAUCCUCCUGGUGCUCAGUGGAGCCGAGACCCUUCUCUGUGUCGUACAGAUUCUCAACGGCAUCGCUGGCUGUGUAUUUGGUCCUGGUGUAAGAAACAACAAGGUUGGACCGGUUUGAAGCAAGGAACCUGAAGCAAGAGAAUGCGGUAGCCUGCAGGUCAAGUUUGAGUUUUUGAAAACCAUAACAGAUGCUAUAAACUGGAAAGUCUCAAUCUGGAUUACUGUAUGGAACUAUGGCUUCAGUCACAACAUGCUGUAAUUGGAAGACAUUUUCCUGAGUUCCCUGCUGUGGCAACAAUCUGAUCUGAACGUUCAUCUUUCUUGGGUGGGGGAAGCGUGAGGGAAGCUGAUUGUCCUGGAGGGAGAAAAAAAGCCUGAGAUGUCUUAGAACAAAAACUUACGAACAAGAGGCCAUCCAUCUAAGAUCAUCUGGUUCCUAGUAGCUGACUGAUCUCAGAUCUCAAGUUGGGUCUUAAAGAAUCCAAGUGAUUCUGCCUCAACAACACGACUGGGUAACCUAUUCCAUUCCCUCCCAUUCUCUGUGUGAAGAUGUGCCCCCUUCCCUUCAAUUAAUUUCCAACUGUGCCCUUUGGUUCUGGUUUCUGUACUGCGCUUAAAGUAUUGGUUAAGAUUAACCCUCAUAAAGACACGUCGGAAAACUGACUUUCCUGGUAACCUGGGGUCCAACUGAACCCCAGCAAUAAAACAACAUAUAACUAACAACUGCAGUAAGUGAAUGAAUGAAAAUGUGCAUAUGAACACUUUAUUUUGCUUUUCCUUUACUUCUAGCCAUUGUUUGGUAUAAUGUGUUGUUUAUGCUAUGCAAAAUGGAUAAGACGCCCAAUGCACACAGCUGUCUCUUAGCAAGUGAAGGCACCACUGUAUUUCCUCCUCUUUCAUUUGGUAUAUUGACUGAGUUCCUAGCUCUUUCCAUUCUUGAGUUACAGGCACUUGAACACACCUCCCGAUUUGCUGCACGUCACAGCAAUGGAGCACUGAAUGAGGGGGUGGUAGAAAGUACACAUACGGGCAUGCCUGACAUCAAUGGAAACCGCAAAGCCUGCACUUUUAAAUGACGUUGAAACCACAAUGUUAUCUGUUGAAGCGACCGAGUAAUAGGCAACAAACGAAACUUAGGAGCUUAGGGGCUUAGGGGACACUUCUGUAAACGGCAGCUCCACAUACGCCGGUCUGAGUAGGCACUCAGGCCCUUGUAAAUGAGCCAUGGCUCAGACCAGCUGUCUGAGUCCCUGGGAAAGGUGCUGAGGUAGAUACCCAGUUGGACAUGGGCUUCUGGGCUGCUGGGGUGGGAGUAAAUCACCCAGGUUGGGGGCAGAAAGUUUGUCUCAGGAACGUGCGGUGUUCCGUUCUGAGAUGGACGACACCCAUGGACAGCACUCAAUGCAAGGCUGUUGAAUGAACGGAGGGGAUAGAGUUGGUUCUCUGGACCAUUUGAGGGAUUUACUGUUUAGGUGUCACCACACUCAAGAAUGGGGGCCAGAAAUCCAACAAGACUCCCGUGACACCUGUGGGGUUGCUCCAGCUGCCCCUCCAGAAACACAGCCCCAUCAUCUUUGCCUGAGGGCCUGU